Molecule: messenger RNA, 8446 nt
Organism: Chiloscyllium plagiosum (whitespotted bambooshark)
Lineage: Eukaryota; Metazoa; Chordata; Chondrichthyes; Orectolobiformes; Hemiscylliidae
Product: protein phosphatase 1 regulatory subunit 29-like
Cellular component (GO): plasma membrane
Molecular function (GO): protein binding
Source: RefSeq, a predicted model, not a curated record
GCGUGAGAGAGAGAGGGAGCCAGCUAGCCGAGAGACUAUGAGUGGAGUUAGCUGUUCAUCCACACAACCAACACACGGCACUGCAGAACUCACAGCAGCUAUUAUCCAUUUAAUCCUCAAAAUUUCAUUUUAGGGGAUUUUUGCCUUCACACGUUGGCGAGCCGAGCCAUUUGUGGGUCAGCCUUGGAGAUGGAGGCAGCCUUGCUGUUUAAGGGUUCAAACUCCAGCACCUGAAACUGAGAUUCAGACACACCCAGAGAGAACAAACAAAGAAAAUUGAAUACCUUUUUAAAAUAGACCAAACAGACAUUAAGAGAGCAGGGGAUUUUAAUCAGCUGUGGGAGAAACCGAAAAGUCCAAGGAUAUAAUCAGUUUUGCAUUUAAAUAAUUUAAGCAGUUAUAUAAUUUACCCCUGGAUUCAUACUGUUCUUCAAGUGAGAUUCCUUGAAGACCUUCCAUCCAACUGGGUCUCAUACCUUCUAUGGCAUAUCGUCAAAGAUCUCCAGCUCAGCAGCACGUUGGAGUGAGGACAUUCCCUCCAUUAUACUCUGGACCAGGAGCUGCAUAGUGCAGACUGUCUCUUGUGACGUUACCAUUCCUCAGAGGCUCAGGGCUGACGUCUGGAUUCGUAAAAUGUGAAUACAGAUCACAGACUCAAGGUUUCGCCUUUGAUUCAUGAGGAGUCUAUGACCAUGAACCUCUUGUGGGUCCAAGGAGAUCUUUUCUCAAAGUUGCAACCGAGGGAUUGAACAGUUAACGACAAGAGUGGCUUUGGAUCAUUCAUUUUCCCAAAUUGAAAAGACCACAGGAAUAUAGAUGAAAAACCUGACUGUUUCCUCCUUUCCCAACUCUUCUGUCUUUUUGUGGCUGAGUGCUUCCAUAAAGAGCAAUGAAAACAGAGGUGACUAGAACUGACGUGCAAUUGCUGAUUGCAUUUGAAACUAAUGGCAGCUACUAGUCACUCCUAGACACUUCGCCAAAGUCAGCUACUGCGCCUGGAAUAAUAAUGUCCCGUGUCAGCCUCUGGGCAACGAUUGUUCUAUUGGCCCAGCUCGGAAAGGUCUGCGGGGAUUGUUGGCUGAUCGAGGGGGAGAAAGGCUAUGUUUGGCUAGCAAUCUGCAGCCAGAACCAGCCCCCUUAUGAGGCCAUCCCUCAGCACAUCAACAGCACCGUGCUGGAUCUCCGGCUCAAUGAGAACAAGCUCAAGCUCCUCCUGUACAGUUCCCUCAGCCGCUUCGGCAACCUGACCGACCUGAACCUGACGAAAAAUGAGAUCAGCUACAUUGAAGACGGCGCCUUUUUGGUUCAGUCGAACCUGCGCGUGCUGCAGCUGGGCUACAACAGGUUGACCAACCUGACCGAGAAUAUGCUCCGGGGCCUCACCAGGCUGGAGUACAUGUACGUCCAGCACAACCUGAUCGAGAGCAUCUCGGUCAACAGUUUCUGGGAGUGCCCCAACCUCAUCAGUAUUGACCUGUCUGCCAAUCGGUUGGCGAAACUGGAGAGCAACACCUUCACCAGUCUCAGUGGCCUUAUGGUGUGUGAGCUGGCGGGCAAUCCUUUCAAUUGCUCCUGCGACUUGGUCGGUUUCUUGAAUUGGCUCGCCGAGUUCAACAACGUCACCAAAACCUACGACAGACUUCAGUGCGAGAGCCCGGCGGAGUACGCUGGCUUCCCUCUCCUGAGCCCGAGGCCCAACAGCAACCUCAACGCCAUCAGUCUCCUCGCUUCCUCCUGUCGGAAUGGUGUGAAAGUCGUCCCGUUUUCCACGCCCGUGGCUUCUAAAGAUCCCGAAGCCUACUCGUCGGGAAUCAACCCGGCGGAAUUUUCCUCCACCGAGCCCAUCACGGCGUACACCCUGGACACGUCGAACAGCCCCACCAUUAAGCUGCACCAUGUCACCAUCACCGGGGCAACGCUGGUGGUUCAGAUCCCCUCCCCCUACAGCAGGAUGUACAUUCUGGUGCAAUACAACAACAGCUACGUUUCUGAUGUAACAAAUCUCCGCAACAGGAAGGAAUACAUUAAGCUGGAGAAGCUAAAGGCGCACACGGAUUACACCUUCUGCGUGGCUUCCAUCCAGAAGUCCCAGAGGUUCAACCACACCUGCUUGACCUUUGCGACAAGAGGGCGUAUGAUAACCCAACCGUCCAACUCUUCCACCACCACCCAUUACAUUAUGACGAUCCUGGGCUGCUUGUUUGGCAUGGUCAUUGUCCUGGGCGUGGUUUAUUACUGCUUGCGCAAGCGAAGAAUUCAGGAGGAGAAGCAGAAGUCUAUCAAUGUCAAGAAGACCAUCUUGGAGAUGAGGUAUGGGCCAGAGUCAGAAACGAGCAGUAUGAUUCACUCAAUGCAGAAGUUCCACGAGCAACCUAUAUCAGUGUCUCGGAUGUCCUCACUCCCCUCUGUGUCUGGGGAGAAGGCACAGUUCAAGCCGCUGGAAGUCAACGAGACACCGAAAGCCACCAAGGGGAACUAUAUCGAAGUCCGCACAGGGGAGGCUGCUGACCGUAAAGAGGAGGAAGCAAAGCAGGCAGAUAAUGGAGACGGCUCAACAGCGGAAAUCUCCACCAUCGCCAAAGAGGUGGACAAAGUCAACCAGAUCAUCAACAACUGCAUCGACGCCUUGAAGCUGGAUUCUGCGGCUUUUAUCGGCGCCGACUCCGAGAUGUCGAUCGACCGCCAAAUCACGCCGAGCACGUCGUCCUCCCAGCUGGAGAGGCCGGGCUUCCUGUCGCCGACUUACAAAGAAGGAGGUUACCCGUUGCAGCGGCAGAGCAGCGUGGACACCACCAAGAAACGCUGCAGCAUCUCGUCCAGCGGUUCAGGCAAGAGCACCCGUGUCUACAGCCUUGACCUCCCCGACCAGGUGUCCAAGACGGAGGCCAAGUACAUCGAGAAGAGCAUCCCCACCCCUACGCCUUUAAAGCGUCUUCCGUCAGUGGCCCAGGGAGAAAUUCAUCGUCUGGAGGUACAGCAAACCUACCACUGCAGUGAACAUCGCCACUCCUUCCCUGCUUUGUACUAUGAAGAACACGGGGACACUGUAAGCCAGAGGUCCACACUGUUAAAGCCACUCUCCCGUUCCAAAAGGGACUCCGCCUACUCCCAGCUCUCCCCCAGGCACCAGUUCUCCGGAUAUUCCUCCAGCCCGGAGUAUUCGUCGGAAAACAGUCACAAGAUCUGGGAGAGGUUCCGCCCCUAUAAAAAGCACCCUCGGGAGGAGGUGUACCUGGCUGCUGGCCACGCCUUGCGAAAAAAAGUCCAGUUUGCUAAAGAUGAAGACUUGCACGAUAUUUUAGAUUACUGGAAAGGUGUUUCUGCUCAGCAAAAGUUGUGACUGAGCUUAAGACUGAAUUGAUAAGUUUACAAAAAAAAAGAACAAACAAAACAAAGAAGGAUUAAUGGGUCCUUUUCAUUUAUUAAACAUUUAUAACGUCCCAUUUUAUAAGCCACAGUCCAGAAAUCACCCUUAAAAUGUUUCAUUACCAGUUCUUGAUCGCUCCCUCCCACCCAACAUUCCCUUCAGUAUCCUCCUAUUAAUCCAGGCAUACUUUUUACAUUAUAAUAUUUAAUUCACUUGAUAAUGUUAAUAAAGCGUUACAAAUUGAGGGGGACUUUUAGCCAUCACUGAACAGGCAUGAUCGAGGUAAUGAGAAUGAAAUCAGGAAUCUAUUUUUUUUUGGGAGAGGCCUUCCUUUGGGGGUAUGAAAAAAAAACCCUCAUUUCUGUCAGCCAGUGAACGCUAGGACGUGUUUCUAGGGAAUUUCCUGAUCAGUGUAAUAUUAGCAGGUUCUCUUCACAUUCCUCUCUACAUUGUGUUAGCAGAGACAUUAAUUGGGAUGAGUACAUUGUUAAAGCAAUGACCAUCAGGCUUCCAUAACCUGUAGAUCUACCAACAUUGCAGCACCACAUUUGCAGCCCGUUGACCUUGUGAUCUUGGGUGAACAUCUCCCUUGCCAUUCUGUCAGAGAUGGCUUGACCACAUUCCGGCCACCCCUUCCAGAAAGCACCUGUUUUUGUUGAUUUCCAUUGACUUAAUGGCCAAUCUUACAGGAUAAACAAUGGUGUAGCUGUAAUAUAGCUGGGCUUGUACUAUCAGGGGCAAGAGUUCAAAUCCCACCAUGCCAUCUGGUGGAAUACAAAUUCAGUUCAUAAAUAAAGAUGAAAUAAAUGCAUCUGAAAUUGGAAACUUAUCUCAGUGAUGGCCACAAUGGCAAUUUAUUGUUGAAUGAUGUUGACCCCAUCACUCAUGUCCUUUGGGGAAGGAGACCCACUAUCCUUCCCUGGUCUGACCUCUGGGUGACUCCAUAUCAAUGGUUGACUUUUAACUUCUUCAUGCAACAAUCCACAAAACCAUUCAGUUCAAGGGUAGUUAGGGGAUGGGGCAUAAAUGCUCCAUGUCCUAUGAAAGAAUCAAAGAAAAAUCUACAAGUUAAAUGACUAUCCACAUUUCAGGCUGAGUUUGACAGUAAAAAGUCCCAGUCAACAAGUGAGACACCUAAGGCACGGUUAAUAGAACUCUCUCCUUAAGAUAACCUAGAACUGAGUUAGUUUUAAAUCCUGUCUGAUUUUAUUCUCCAUUGAAGAAAGAGGUAAAUACUGGGUCAUUGUAAAACAGGUGUUCUACUCAAUCCCAUUUGGGCUCCCACAUGGUCAGUUAGAUUAAAAUAGCCCCUAUUAUCUUAGAUUGAUGAGCACCCUCCCCACCAAUUCCUGACAGCAUUCCAGCCCUAUGCAUCUUAAUAAAAUCUAUUGAUGGCCGCCAAACUGAAAUUUCCAUUUGCUGUCCAAAAACAUUCAUAAAAUGUAUUUCUCAAAAACGUUAACACAAAACUUAUUCUUGGACAAGCAUUUAGUUGUCUUGUUUCUUAACGCAGUGUUAAGCCAGAUGUUUGUAGAUUCAAGGUCCAUUCCUCAUCUUCAGCACAUGGUUUAGGUUGACAAGUCAGUUCCAAAGGAAUGCUACCUAAUGGAAUUCUGGAUGAGGUAUCAAAUUGAAAUCCCUUGUAAAGUGGAUGUAAACAUUCCUGUGACACUUUUUGAGGAAGUACAGAGUAAACUCUGGACCUUUCCUUUCGUAAUAACAUUUGGAACGGUUUGGAUUCCAUUGUCUACUCUUGGCAAAAGAAUGCCAGGAUAUUAAUACCCCUUUUCAGAUCCAUAUUUGGACCCUGCCACUGUUCCUAUGUUGUUCACAUAGGCAUUGUGCAAUGGAAUGCUCCACUGGGGUGCUGGGCAAGGGGUGUGAGGUAGGGAAAGGGUUAGGAAAAUCUCAUAUUCAUCUCACAUCAAAGAAAGCAUAUCUCCUGUUGACCAUCUAUAUGCUCAUUUGCAAUCCCCCCCUUACAACUGAUAGGAAAGGUGGCAACCAAUAUUUUUAUACUUGUAAUUUUUUUCCCAUAAAAUUGUAAUAAAAUAAUAAAGUUACUAUAUAAAAUGCAAUGUAAAUAUAGCUUUCUAAAAAUCACAUAUGUAUAUCAUUUUGAUGUUCUAAUACCAUGGAAGGUAUCAAGCCUUCUCAUCACCUGACUUGUCACUUCUUGAACCUGUUACAAUGAUAAAGGGCCAAAGGCCCACAGGCAAAUGGAAGACCAUGAAGUAAUUUGUAGUACAAUCAUAACAGUCCAGGCCAGACUGAGGGGAUGAAUCUUUCCACUGCCUGUUGGCUGUGAAGAUGUAAGAUGAAAUGAAAAGACUCAACCCAGACCCUAGUAGGCAUGUGCCAGAGCUACCUCUUAGUCAAUGCUAAUGGGUAGUAAGUUCAGAGUGUCUCUUAGAGAGGCCAUUGAGUAAUUGGCUUAAAAUAUAGAAAAAUGACCCGCUGCUGGAGAAGUGCUCUUUUGAAUUUGGGGUUGGUGCUCGUUGUUCGGGCUGGUGUAGAGGGAAAUUUAUCCUAUGGCCAAACCUGUGCCUGGUCAUGUUUCAAUGCCACCACUGGGUGCCAGAAUGGGCAAGUCUUCCAAAUCUCGGUCACACUAUCUGUCGUCUUGACUAGUAAGAGUUCACUGGGAACAAAAGUGUAUGGUUUGCUAAAACAUUAUGCAAAAUGGAUUAUACCAACAAAUGGAAUCAACGCUAUUUUGUUUCUGUGUGUUUUUUUUUGCAGAAAUAUGAAUCUUUGUAGUCUCUUUAAUUUAUCAAUUGACCUCUCAAGAUAAGGUCAACCUCAACGCACCAGAGCCUAACACUUUAGUCCAGGGCAUGUCACACCUUCAAUGCCCUUCACCACCAGUAAGUCAACUUAAGAAUCUUACUGUAUGAAUGACUUCAAGGCUGUGAAGUAGUGACUGAGGAAGGAAUUGAAGAUUCUGUUUUGAUCUCAGGGUUUUGUGAGGGAUACUACAGGAACUGCAAGAAGUUUGCUUUUUGAUUAUCACCAGGAGUCUUCAAAUGAAUUAUAAUUCUCUGCCAAACAGUCAUUAUGUAUUAUAGCUAUAUCCUGUAGAAAGAAAGACUUUAUUUCAAGAUCAAACAGUCCAGUCAUGGGUGUUCUGUAUCUGCGUGGAAACCUUGUAAAUGUAACUCAAUAAAGAUGGUCGCCCAUGUGGGAGAAAUGCAGUUGUCACGGCAACAGCUGCUGCCAUUUUCCUCACAUUGCUAAGUUUUAUUUAAACCUUUGCUAUGGAGAUGCAUGAAUAAUUGGGAUGAACCAUUUUUCCCUAUUCCCUUUUUGUCAGGCGGUGGGAAGGUUUGCACAGGGAGUAAUCGGAGACCUAGCCCUACCCAAUGGGAGUGUUUUACUUACAAGUCAAAAACUGGUUUGGAAAUUCUGAGUUAAAUUCCACCAAUGGAAGAAAAGAAAAGAGGUGGUGAUCUGUUAUAUCAUCUGGGCACAGACUCUAUAGAAGGUGCAAAUGAGAAGGAAAAGCUUGUUCCCUCUAGUCUUUUUCUGUUACCUUCGAGUCUUCAUUUGUAGGUCCCCCUCAUGGCAGUUGACCUUUUCCCCACUUAAUUUAGUCAAAUAAUUUUUCAGUAACCUGUUGAUUAACUCCUAAGAGUCCUUGUCAAUUUGCCCCAACAUGCGUUGAUUGAGUUUAAUUGGCAUGUAUAGUAGAACUUUGCUGAAAGUGAUAAGUACAAGGGCACCUAACUGAGCACAGCGUCUGAACAGGGAACCCCACUUGCUAAAUAGGUUAAACAAAUGCUCAGUCAUAUCUUUCCCCUAACUUGGUUGCAUCUGUGUAUUAAGGAGACAUAGCUCUUCAUUCUACACAUGUCAAGGUGUUACCAUGAGCUUUCUGAUUCAUCUUCAACUAACUUUGGAUAAGGUUAACCCCAUCCUGCUGAAUUUUCUCACACUGUCUACAGAGGGACUGUGUUUCUUUAUAAUCAGGGAUUAUUGACCAAAUAAGAUUGUAGUCUAUUAAAUCUCUUUGCUUAGUGAUAUUUCAUAUUCCACUUUAUUUUGUUCUCGCAUUUCGGAAUAUGUUAACUGUUCACGGUACAUUUCACAGUGAAGUGUCAAAUCAGCACAGAACAAUGUAGAGCAGUUGAAGCAUCAGUCAUUUAUACAGAAGAAUAAUCCCAUUCAUAUUACCUCGGUGUUGGCGGACAGAAGAAUAAUAUGGCUGGAUUUGCUUAAUGUUGGUAUCUACACUUGUACCUGGAAGAUGUACAAAGCCGCACAUAAGUAUUGACAUUCUGUGGUAAUGGAUACUGAACACUUUCAAAUGAGAUUCACUUGUUCAAUAUUUUUAACAGAGAUUUUAAACUAGAUCUUUACCGUACAAAGUUAGGCCAUUCAGUCCAGUGUAUCUGUGCUAAUGCAUACCUGAAACAAUCCAAAACUAAUUUCACUACUCUAUGUUUAUUUGUGCCCUCCUGUCUUCCACCAUUUUGAAUAUUUGCCUGACUUCCUCUCCGCGAUCUCUGCUUCAACUGCUCUCUAGGAAAACACAUUGAGCAGAAGUUAUGUUAGGGUUAUGUAAAACCCUUAUUGGACAUAUUUAGGUAACGCAUUCAGGUGCGGGCUUUAAGAUUAAUAUAUUGGCCUUGGAGAAAAUGUAGCACACAUUCACCAGAAUCAAUUUGGGGCUAAAGGGACCAAAUUAUGAAGAAGUUUGCAUAGAAUGGGUUUCUGUUCUCUCAGGUAUUGUUAUAGGGUGCAAGAAGUUGUCAAGUCAAAGGCUAUGGAAAUAAUCCCGAAAAGUCUGGAGUGAACAGUUCUGCUCCCCUCAUCUAAGGAAAGAUAUAUUGCCAUGGCAGACAGUCAAGACAAGGUUCAGUUGGUUGAUUCCAAGUAUAGAGGGAUUUUCUGAUGAGGGGAAAUUGGGCUUGUACUCCUUUGAGUUUGGAAGAAUGACAGGAGACUUUGGUGAAACGUUUGGGGGACUUGGCAGAGUUGAUGUGUAAAAGUUAAUUCCCCUUGUGGGAGAGCCUAAGACCAGAGAGUAUCAUCUCAGAGUAAUGAUAUAGAGAUGCCAGUGUUGGACUGGGGUGUACA